This is a messenger RNA of Drosophila persimilis, 1584 nucleotides long. Its product is annotated as Krueppel-like factor luna. The coding region runs from base 1 to 1065 and encodes 354 amino acids. NCBI's taxonomy places the organism in Eukaryota, Metazoa, Arthropoda, Insecta, Diptera, Drosophilidae. The transcript is spliced from 3 exons. The record is from RefSeq and is a predicted model, not a curated record. Gene Ontology annotation, molecular function: RNA polymerase II cis-regulatory region sequence-specific DNA binding; DNA-binding transcription factor activity, RNA polymerase II-specific. Gene Ontology annotation, biological process: regulation of transcription by RNA polymerase II.
AUGACUCUAGUGGCCGGGGCACCCUUCGAGGAAGCCAGCACUUCGCAUGGGAGCAGCAGCAGCGGCAGUGGCAGCCGCAGCGGCAGCGGCAGCUGUAAAUCCUCAUCGACCACCAAAGCAGUCCAUAGCAGCAUCAACUACAGCAAUGGAAAGCAGUCUGGAUCAUCCUCAACCUCCAGCAGCUAUGCGGCCGGUGCUUCGGCCGGUGCCUCGUCGUUGGGGGCCUUUGGCCGUCAGCAUCAGCAGCCCACUCAGCAACAACUUUAUGCCUCCGGUGUGUCCAAGUUGCCAUUCUCGCCAUUCUUUGCCGCGUCGCCAUUCUUCUUCACCUACCGCCGGAUUAGCGGCGGUGGUGGCGCCGGCUCCGGAAGCGGCAAGCAGGAGGACAACAACAACAGCUGCAGCUACAACAAUGGCAGCAGCGGCGGCAGCAGCAGCAACUCCUCCUCGCUCAUGCAGGACUACGACCGCAAGUUCAGCCUGCUGAGCCUCUUCAAGAAUCCCUACAAGUUCAGUGACGGCCAAACGGCGAGGAAGACCUCCCCGCCGGGCGGCAGCUCCAGCAAGUCGGCGGUGGCCCCUGCCUGCUCCUCCUCAUCCUCCGCCAGCUGGAAGAGCUACGCUGGCUCGGGGUCGCCACACGCUGCCCUUAAUCCGGCCUUCGGCGGCAUGGCUCUGGGCGCCACGCGCAAGGACAACAGCAGCUUCAGCGGCAUCAACUUUGGCGGCGGAGCCUCCUCCUUUGCGCGAUCCACUUCCGCCGACGCGACGGCCAACGGCGGCUACAAUGAUCUCUCCAAGAACCGCAAGGUACACAAAUGCGACACCGAAGGCUGCGACAAGGUCUACACCAAAAGCUCGCACCUCAAGGCGCACAAGCGAACGCAUACGGGUGAGAAGCCGUAUGUGUGCACCUGGGAGGGCUGCAUCUGGCGCUUCGCCCGCUCCGACGAGCUGACCCGCCACUACCGCAAGCACACGGGCGUGAAGCCCUUCCGGUGUCAGCUCUGCACGAGGAGCUUCAGCCGCUCCGAUCAUCUGUCGCUGCACAUGCGCCGCCACUGAGCAGAAGGGCAGAAGGGCAGAAGGGAAUGAGGAUUGUGACUGCCGAUCUGGCCAUACAUAUAUACAUAUAGUGCAUACAAAACAUAUCUAUAUAGACGCCGAGAAUACUCAUCGAAGGUGCUGCUCGCUCUUGACUAUUUAUAUUCACACACGAAUCGCUUUCCAUUGUUCAUUAACUGAGACCAGAUUUUACACAUUUUCCAUAUUGCCUAAGUAGCUCAAUUUAGUGGUAAGCGGGCUCAAAGCCCAAUCUAUUUAUAGGGUAUCCAUAGUUCUAGAGCUGAAGAAUUUGUAAAAUUCAUUCACGUAUUCACAACCCAGAGACAAUUGCCUUCAGAAGCCAAGUUACGAAUGGAUUUGUAAACCUACUACUCGUACACACAUAUGAAUACUCGUAGAACAUAUCCAUAUAAUCGUAGUUUCGUACGAUCAUACAGAUUAUAUAUACAGAUAGUUUUGGAUUGGUGCUAGCAACUUGCGUGUAUAUAUAUACAUACAUAUGUAGAUCUAGAUAUACUU